Messenger RNA from Medioppia subpectinata, 2300 nucleotides. The record is from the annotation of a GenBank genome assembly. Lineage: Eukaryota; Metazoa; Arthropoda; Arachnida; Sarcoptiformes; Oppiidae.
CUUUUAGUGAAUUAGAUAUACCACUACCGCUAGUAAUGGGUUUAACGCUAUUAUGUGUUAUGUGUUUAUACGCCGAUUAUUAUGUGUGGACAACAAUCAGGGCAUUGAAAGCAUCGAAACUUACCAUUGAAUCCGAUGUCAAACAUUUGGCUCAACAAAUGAAUGCACAGAAUAUUAGAUGUUCAGCGAGUGAUUCCUCUUCAAGUACUUCAUCGAUCGGAUCCCACAUUCAAUUGACCACUAAUUCAGACAAAACCAGAGAUGAGAUCAAUAUUCAGAAAAUGGCUUUGGUUAUAGAGAAUGAGUUAUCGUUGACAGCACUCGAAGACAUCAGACAAUUGGCCGAAGACUCGGAUGACAGCCUUAGCCAAUCGUUGACUUACGAGUCUAUCAUUGAGUCGUUUGUCCGCCAAAAGUCAUUCAAAUGCAAUUACGAUGAAUGCGACAAAGGGUUCGCCACUCAAAGGGCAUUGGAUUCGCAUAUAAGCCGAAGACAUGCCAUCGAUGGCAGCGCACAGUCCGGGGAACCGAUCGACAGAUCAUCUCAUGUCAGAAACCAAUCAUUGGGUGAAGCACUCAAUGGUAUACAACAGAUACCAGUCAUCAGUACUACUGACACUUCACCGCCGCUGAUAAUAACGACAAUCACUACUACUUCCAGUGCUGAGAGACAAUCGGUGGACAACACUUGCGAUACUGCUUCCCCCGAUGGCCACCAACUGAGACCAACAAUCACUACCACUAGUCAUACAUUUCCAUCGAUAACAAGCACUUCCGAUACCAAAGAUCAGUCCCAGAGCUCAACAAUCAGUACAACAUUUCCUUCAUUUCCAGACAUAAUAACCACAACCACUGCUACUUCCAGUGCCGACAGACAAUCGGUGGACAAUAACAGUUCUUCAGCCGAUAUCGAAGACCAAUCGUUGACGACAUUAUUUGAUGUCAUUUAUCAGACUUUAAACGCGACAACAGAUGUGCCAUCACUGCCACAAACAGUGACCACUUCCAGCGCCGACAGCCAAUUGGUGGACAUUACUAGCGAUAAUGAUUCGGACUCUGAUAUCGAACUCAUUGGUAGAGUUCCGGCGCCCAAACGGCCCGCACGUAACCGAUCGCCCGGAUUAGCUCAUCGCCAGCGCCCGUCAACUUGUGACAAUAAGCCCAAACGGCCCGCACGUAACCGAUCGCCCGUUGAUAUCAAGCCAUCGCUCAUAGACUCCAUACCUCUGGUGCCGGAAAUAGUCAACAAAGCGCCCGAAGCGGUCAUAACGUUGACGGGCGCUGGCGAUGAGCUAAUCCGGGAUUUCGCGCCCGGCAUACGAGUGCUUAGGAAGCGUAAGGCACCCGUAGAUCCACGUCUGGCCGCUAAAACCACCAGGAUAACUCCGCCAAACCUGAACCCGUGUCCGUACGUUGGCUGCCGCCAGACAUUUAGCACCCAAUCAUUACUGUCCACUCAUAUGCGGUCCGUCCACAAAGAGUACUGGAGGGCCGGUCAGCGCUUUCCGUGCGAUAAAUGUCACCUCAAGUAUAGCACAGGACUCGCCCUCGACAGCCAUCAAGAGUUGGCGCACCCAAAGCCCACGCCUACCACUGAGACACCCUCACCAGACCUGAUCCCAUGCUUUUACGUAAGCUGCUGCCAGACAUUUAGGACCCGAUCAUUACUGUCCGAACAUAUGCUUUACGUCCACAACGAGCAGUGGUCGGCCGAUCAGCGCUUUCCGUGCAAUAAAUGUCACCUCAAGUAUAGCACAGGACUCGCCCUCGACAGCCAUCAAUCGGUGGCGCACCCGAAGCCCACGCCCACCAUCACUGAGAAAGCCUCACCAGACCUGAUCCCGUGUCCAUACAUUGUCUGUCAUCUGACAUUCACAAGGCAACCAUUACUCAUAUCUCAUCUACAGUCCACUCACUCGAAGGAGCGGUGGUCGGCCGGUCAGCCGGCGGCCGUGCGGUGCCAUAUAUGCGACAUCAAGUAUACGACACUACUGGCCCUCAACCGGCACCAGGCGUCGGCACACCCGGCGUCUACUCCAGUGCCCACACCUGUGCACCCAAUGCCACCCGAACUCAUAGUGUCCAACAAUUAUAAGAUUGGCUUCACGUGUGAGAAAUGUCAUAAGCAUUUCAAUAGGAUUGUGCCGCUUAUGGACCACCAGCGCAAAGAGCACCCGCCGGUGCGGCCACUGCCGGUCAAACCGAGGCCCAGUCCCGGCCGACACAUACCCUGUGACGCGUGCGGCAAAUGUUUUGGCACCGACUCCGCCCUUCAGAUGCAUAAAACGGCUAAAAAUCAU